CUUCUUCUUCUUCUUCACUGCUCUCUCUGUACUUUCCCCAUCUCUGCUUUCGUUUUCUUUCCUCUUCCAUUAGUUUAGGCCACUCACAUUCUUGAAUGCUAGCCAGCAUUCAACCCAGGACUAAACCCAGACCACCCGAAUCUCAACUCUCCGAGUUUUGUCUGUCAAGCUGAGACAUACAAACUAGUUCAAACUAAAAUGCCCCAGACAGGAAAAUCCCCCCAGGAACUGGGUUUCGACUCGCUCACGGCCCGUUUCCGUGACUCAGUGAGUUGCAGCAACAGCAAUGAGGGUAGUAAGAACAAGCCCGAUUCCAAAGACCUCGAUCUGGGCUCGCCUGUCUCGCCGUUAAUGACCAGGAGCUCGGUGAAUGGCGUAAACAACAAUGGCGGUGGCGCCACGAGUUCGAGCUCCAGUUCAGGCUCUUCCGGUUCGGUUUCCAGCAAGACGCAGUUGGGGAGAAGAUCGGACGGCACACCCAACAACCACUCCGGCGAGCUUACUGUCUCCUCGGGAGCUUCUGAGAGCGUCCGAUCCGUCACCACGCCUCCAAAUUGGAGGCCGGCGCAUCGGAGAUCGGUCUCCGCCGGCCCGCCGUUGAUCUACUCCGGUAAGACUUUCACCGGGAUCAGUGGCAACAGUAGUGCUGGUGGAAAUAAUACAGCAACUAAUUCGUCUACAUCUUCGAGUUCAACCAGCGGAGGAACUGUGUUUCCCAGCGGCAAUAUAUGCCCCUCCGGGAAAAUAGCCAAGUCCGGAAUUGUCUGUAGGGCCAGCAACAAGACAGAUGUGUUGGGUUCGGGGUGCGGAAACUACGGACACGGCAGCAUUGUUCGGGGGAAUUCAAAAUCGGAUGUCGGCGGCAACUUGCAGGGGGAGGCAGUGACGGUUAAGAGGCAAUCGGGGAGUGCUGCUGAUCCGGAGGAGGUGAAGAAAGCUGGGAAUGAGCUGUACAGGAAGGGCCAUUUUGCUGAGGCAUUGACAAUGUAUGAUCGGGCAGUGUCUUUGUCUCCGGAGAACGCUGCUUACCGGAGUAACAGGGCGGCGGCAUUGACUGCGCUGGGGCGGCUGGCCGAGGCCGUGAGGGAGUGUGAGGAGGCUGUCAGGUUGGACCCUGGUUAUGGGAGGGCGCAUCAACGUCUUGGUUCGCUAUAUCUUCGUUUUGGGCUAGCUGAAAAUGCCUCCAAGCACUUCUCUUUUCCUGGACAAAGGCCAGAACAGUCUGAGUUGCAGAAGUUGAAGUCAAUGGAGAAGCAUCUGAAACAAUGUUCAGAUGCCCGUAAGCUUGGUGACUGGAAGAGUGUGCUAAGGGAAUCAGAGGCAGCUAUAGAAAUGGGAGCUGAAUCCUCUCCUCAGCUUGUAGCGUCCAAGGUAGAAGCUCUGUUGAAGCUCCAUAAACUCGAAGAUGCAGAAUCCAUCCUAUCAAACAUACCCAAGUUUGAAUAUUACCCUUCUUCCUGCUUGCAAACCAAGUUAUAUGGCAUGCUUGUUGAAGCUUAUGUACUCUAUGUCAGGGCUCAGGUUGAAAUGGCAUUUGGAAGGUUUGAGAAUGCAGUAGCAGCUGUAGAGAAGGCGGGUGUAAUUGAUUACAGUAAUGUUGAAGUUACAAGGGUAUCAAAUAAUGUAAAGAUGGUUGCAAAAGCUCGGUCUCAAGGUAACGAUCUUUUUAGUUCUGGAAGGUUUGCUGAAGCCUGCGCUGCUUAUGGGGAGGGACUCAAGUAUGAUAAUUCCAAUUCUGUUCUAUACUGCAAUAGAGCAGUUUGCUGGUCUAAGCUUGGACAAUGGGAACAGUCUGUUGAAGACUGUAACCAAGCGCUCAAGAUUCAGCCUCAUUACACCAAAGCCCUUCUUAGAAGGGCUGUGUCAAAUGCAAAGUUAGAACGAUGGGCAGAGGCAGUGAGAGAUUAUGAGAUCUUGAGGAGGGAACUUCCUGGAGACAAUGAGGUUGUUGAAUCUCUUCACCAGGCUCGAGUGGCAUUGAAGAAGUUCCGUGGGGAGGAACUUCAUUAUGUAAAGUCUGGUGGUGAAGUGGAAGAAGUUUCUAGUUUAACCAAGUUUAAAGCUGCAAUAUCAUCAUCUGGUGUUGCUGUCAUUCACUUCAAAGUUGCAUCCAAUGAGCAGUGCGAAGAACUAUCCCCAUUCAUAAAUAUGCUUUGUGUUAGAUAUCCAUCUGUGAAAUUUUUUAAGGUGGAUGUGGAGGAGAGCAUAGCCAUAGCAAAAGCUGAGAGCAUAAGAUCUGUUCCAACAUUUAAAAUUUACAAGAAUGGUGAAAAGGUGAAGGAGAUGGUCCGCCCAAGCCACCAGUUCUUAGAGGAUUCAGUGAGAACCAGUUUCUAGCAAGCACCCAUUUCUGGUCUCUCCUCGUAUUUAUAUGGUAAUUUUCCUGGUGUUUACCAUCAUUCAUAUCAUACUAGGAUUACCAUUUUUCACCUGUGACAUAAUCAGCUACUCAAUUGUUUCAUACUUUUUAAGGCAGAGAAAUCCUGCAAGAGAGAAAUACUCAAAAGAAAUAUUCAAAUAGCUUGUUAGUCCACAUUUGUGGAAUUUUAUAUAUGAUCAUUAUUCAUUUAAUUUCAUCUCUAGUUUAAUUCCAGCCUUUGGAUUCCAUUGGUUGUUUCAA
Molecule: messenger RNA, 2620 nt
Organism: Argentina anserina (silverweed cinquefoil)
Lineage: Eukaryota; Viridiplantae; Streptophyta; Magnoliopsida; Rosales; Rosaceae
Product: inactive TPR repeat-containing thioredoxin TTL3-like
Exons: 7
Coding region: 199-2337 (712 amino acids)
Cellular component (GO): cytoplasm
Molecular function (GO): protein binding
Source: RefSeq, a predicted model, not a curated record